AGAGGUAGUGAUUGUACAACAUUAUGAAUGUACCACUGAAUUAUUCACCUUAAAAUGACUAAUUUUAUGUUAAGUGAAUUUCACCUCAGAAUUGUGUUGAUUUCUUUGAACACAACGAGAAUGGGUUGGAACAAUAACUCAAUUGCUACUACUAAGAUCUGUAUGGUAUUCUAAUUUGUACAAAAACUAGAAAUCCAGAAUCUUCUGUUGGGAAGGUCCCAUACUUCCCUGGUAUAGUACUCAUGUAAGUAGUGCAAGGUACUCAUGUCCUCAUGUUCAGAUCAGGAAAACCUCUAGGUGGGGCUUUCCCCUUUAAGACUCAGAGACUGAAAUAAUCUGGUAGCUAAGGAGUCAUAAUGGCAAGGAGUCAUUUCUUGGGUAAUUCUCCUUAGAAAUGUAGUUAUUACCCUCCAGGACCAGAAGUAUGGAGGAGUAGGGCCAAUCUUCUCUGUUUGGUGAUACAUGAAAUGGUGGCUUGAAAAUGGACCUGCUAGAGGACCUUGCGUCCCUGCAGUUUGACUGUGGGAUUUCAGAGGAAGAAAGUUUCUUGCUGUAUUUGCAGGGCCGUUAUCGAGGACUGAUGAUCAAUGCCUGUGCCCAUGCAACCUUCUUCUGCAAACUAUUAUGCAAUUUGAGAAAAUUAUUACAUGAGAAACAAAGUUCCAGAUAUCGCUCAGUUGGAUCACUUCAUUUAACCACUCCUGACAAUAACAAGUUAAAGGUGGGCAUCAUUGGAGGUGGCCACCUUGGGAAGCAGCUGGCUCUCACACUACUGCAGCUUGUCCCCAUCCCUGCUGAGAGCCUGCGGAUCUCCACUAGGAGGCCAGAGGCCCUGGAGGAGUUCCAGAAACUGGGGAUCCAGUGCUUUUACCAUAACUCUAAUCUCGCGAGUUGGGCCAACGUGAUAUUCCUCUGCUGUUUGCCAUCUCAGCUGUCCCAUAUCUGCUUAGAAAUUCAAACCAGCCUUGAGAAGACCUGCGUUGUGUACAGCUUUGUAGCUGCCGUCCCACUGCCCAGGUUGAAACUACUACUGAAUCACACCAAUAUCUUGCGACCUCAGUAUGAGUGUGUUGAAGACUAUGUCAACAUCUGGGGGGCCAAUAAGGAAGUUGCAGCUGCUCUCCAAGAUCCUGUGAUUCUUGAGGCUACCUGCCCCUACAUUCCUGCUGGGGGAAUAACCCUCAAUAUGAAGUGGUUGGAAGGAGUGUGCUAUGCAGCCCUAAACAUGUGCACGGCAAGAAAGUUGGCCAACCCACAAGCACUGCUGCUUCUGAAUGAACUGUUUCUCUCUGUGCAUUUCAAAUACUGUAAGAAAAACACAGCAUCUUGCCCAAAGUUUCAGCCAACAGAUUUUGUCAACAAAAUCUAUGUCAAGAGCUUGUCUCGGAACAGGUCUUUCCCUUGGUUUGAUCUGACUAUUGCGCAACUCAAGAAAACUCCCUUUAGCCAGUGUCUCUCAACCAGUACUGUUCUUCAACGCCACCUUACGUAUCUAUACUGUGAUUUAUUUGGCAUCUCCCUGACCAAAGAACAGCCAGUGGUUUCUACAGGCUCUCUAUCCCAAUAAAAGAACUCAGUAAAUCAGGAUAUUUUUUUCCCCUCACAGAUUUUCUCUAUAAUGGUUGUGCCCUGAUUAUCAUAAUUGACAGUAGGGUUGUGAUUGUAUUGUGUUUGCCACAUGUUAGGCACUAGGAAUUAGAAAACCGUACUGAUGGCUUUUCAAACUGGAGAAUAAAAUAAGUGGUCCUAUAUAUCAAUAUGUGUCUGGCUGUCAAAGGCAACCAAUGAAACUACACAACUUAACACACUUAAGGAAGCUGCUUUCCCAGAAAUACAAAUUAUUUCUCUUCUAAAAGCUAAAUUCAAGAAGUUUUAAUGUCAUUAUUAGACAAUUACAUAAUGUAGCUUCUUUUCUAAUCAAUCAUAUUCCAAAUUGAUUGGCAAACUCCAAUCAAUUUUCCAGCAGUAUGUGGCUGGCAAAUGAUACAGCUUGAUUUUC
Microcebus murinus (gray mouse lemur) is the source of this 1999-nucleotide messenger RNA. It is a transcript of the gene NOXRED1, whose product is annotated as NADP dependent oxidoreductase domain containing 1. The record is from RefSeq and is a predicted model, not a curated record. Gene Ontology annotation, biological process: L-proline biosynthetic process. Gene Ontology annotation, molecular function: pyrroline-5-carboxylate reductase activity. NCBI's taxonomy places the organism in Eukaryota, Metazoa, Chordata, Mammalia, Primates, Cheirogaleidae.